This is a messenger RNA of Dermatophagoides farinae (American house dust mite), 3875 nucleotides long. RefSeq names its product solute carrier family 12 member 1. Gene Ontology annotation, molecular function: sodium:potassium:chloride symporter activity. Gene Ontology annotation, biological process: chloride transmembrane transport; chloride ion homeostasis; sodium ion transmembrane transport. Gene Ontology annotation, cellular component: membrane. NCBI's taxonomy places the organism in Eukaryota, Metazoa, Arthropoda, Arachnida, Sarcoptiformes, Pyroglyphidae. The record is from RefSeq and is a predicted model, not a curated record.
AUAUAAAAACCCGGACAAUUUGAUUCCGGUACCGACCAGUGUUUUGUUUCGUUUUUGUUGGCUGGAUCAAUUUUCGGUUUUUGCUCUAUCUCUGUUUGUGUGUGUGUGUGUGUGUGUGUCUAUUCCUGUCAUCUGGUCAAUUGUUGAUGUGUUACGGCCAUUUUCAACUGAAUUCUUGUGUGUGAAUCAAAAAAAAAAAAAAAAAAAACUUUCGAAUGAAAACCAACAAUAACCAUUAUCAUCAUCAUCAUCAUCUAUAAUCUUCAUCGUCACAACACUAUUUUCCGUCCAUUGAUGUAAUAGUCAUCCGUGGUUCUUUUCAUAAAAUCUAUGCUUCAUUUUUUUUAUUUUCAUCUCUGAAAAACAAUUUGAUUUUUUUUCUGUAUAACAAAAAAAAGUGCCUUAAAAAUUCAGUGAUAUUGUCGUUCAUCGAAACACAUCAUCAUCAUCUUCAUCAUUAUGUCGACAAAAGAUCAAAAUGUUGGCACCACCAAUGGUGAAGAAUCUCGCCCAUUGAUUGUGGGUGGUGGCCAAAAUCCAAUGGCAUUAAAAAGUAAUCUAGCCAAACCACGUGUUGAAGAUAAUAAUGGUCAACCAAUAUCAUCGGCUACUUCACCACCAAAACAGAUUGCAUUUCGUACUGCAUCACAUACAUCACCAGCAGCAGCAGCGGCAGCGGCAGCUAAUGCAGAGAAUAAUCGAUUUCAAGUGGAUAAAGUUGAUGAUAAUGAUGAUAAUUCUGAAGAUUCUGAAGAUUCAUAUGGUGAAGGUCUUUACGGUACUAGUGGUGCCGGUUAUGCAACAAAAAAUCUAAAAAGUUUUCGCCAUUAUACACGUGAAGCAUUACCACGUGCUGAUCAUUAUCGUAAUGUUGAAUCGGUUCAUGGAUUUAUGGCACGUCCAACAUUGGAUGAAUUACAUGGUACACAGGCUACAGUUUCAUUUGAUAGUAAUACGGGAAAAAUUGUCAUACAAAAAGCAGCGGAAGAAGAAUCUAAGGAAAAGCAAGCUGUUAAAUUCGGUUGGAUCAAAGGUGUAUUAGUAAGAUGUUUGCUCAAUAUUUGGGGUGUUAUGUUAUUUUUGCGUCUUUCAUGGGUGGCCGCACAAGCUGGUAUUGUUCAGGGUACAAUCAUUCUAAUGUUGGCAUCCGUGGUGACACUUAUAGCAACAAUGUCAAUGUCAGCAAUUUGUACAAAUGGUGAAGUAAAAGGUGGUGGUACAUAUUAUAUGAUCAGUAGAUCAUUGGGUCCAGAAUUCGGUGGUUCUAUUGGUAUUAUUUUUUCAUUGGCCAAUGCUGUUGCUGUCGCCAUGUAUACAGUUGGUUUUGCUGAAACUGUUCGUGAUCAUAUUGGGCAAUAUGGAAAAAUAAUAUUCGAUGGUGGACUUAACGAUAUCCGUUUGAUUAGUUCAGUCACUACAAUCAUAUUGUUAGGAAUCGUUUACAUUGGUACUGAAUGGGAAGCCCAAACACAAGUUUUUCUUUUAUUUAUACUUUUGACUGCUAUGAGUGAUUUUUUGAUUGGUUCAGUAUUGCCACCAACUGAUACACAGAUUGCACGUGGUUACAUUGGUUGGAGCACAUCAUUGAUCUGGGAAAACAUGUUUCCAGCUUAUCGGAAUGAAACAUUUUUCACCGUAUUUUCCGUCUAUUUUCCGGCCGCUACCGGUAUUCUAGCUGGUGCUAAUAUUUCCGGCGAUUUGAAAGAUCCAUCAUAUUCAAUUCCAUUGGGCACAUUUUUGGCUAUCAUCAUCACAACAAUCAGUUAUGUUGGAUUCCAUUUUAUGGUUGCUGCCAAUGUUGUUCGCGAUGCUAAUGGUGUUGUGGAAUUGGUUCAUCAUCCUGGUGUAAAAGAUGUUGUACAAGCUAUACGUAAUUGUAGUCUUGCACCCGAUGAAAUUUGUCGUUAUGGUUCAAUGAAUAAUUUUCAGAUUAUUGAAUUAAUGUCCUGGUUUGGUCCAAUUAUUUAUGCUGGCAUCUAUGCUGCCACGUUGUCAUCAGCAUUAGCUAGUAUGGUUUCGGCACCUAAAGUAUUUCAAGCACUUUGCAAUGAUAAACUUUUCCCUGGUAUUGCAUAUUUUGGUAAAGGAUUUGGCCGAAAUAAUGAACCACGACGUGCUUAUAUUCUUACAUUUUUUAUCGGUUUUGGUUGCUGUUUAAUGGGUGAAUUGAAUGCUAUUGCACCGAUUAUAUCAAAUUUUUUUCUCGCCGCAUAUAUAUUGAUUAAUUUCAGUUGUUUUCAUGCUAGCUGGAGUAAAUCACCGGGGUUCCGUCCAAGUUUUAAAUAUUACAAUAAAUGGAUAGCAUUAUUUGGUUCAUUCCUUUGUUUGAUUGUCAUGUUUAUGACCGGAUGGAUUGCUGCAUUACUUACAUUUGUUAUUGUAUUAGCAUUACAUGUUUGGGUACAAAAACGUGCUACCGAUGUCAAUUGGGGCUCAUCAACACAGGCACAAACACAUCGUUCUGCUGUUACCAGUGUUUAUAAACUAACAAUGUUACCUGAUCAUGUUAAAACAUAUCGUCCACAGAUAUUAUUAUUAUCGGGUAAUCCACCGACAAGAUCCGAUUUUGUUGAUCUUGCACAUUUGAUCACAAAAAAUGCUGGUCUUUUGAUCUGUGGACAUAUUGUUACUACACCAAUUUCGGUUCGAGCACAGAAUGCAUUAUUACAUGAUGGAAAUCUCUAUCUAAUCAAUCGAAAUAUGAAAGCAUUUUUCACUCUAAUACAAGAUGCAAGUUUUAGUCAAGGUGUUCGUGCAUUGAUACAAUCAACUGGUAUUGGUAAAUUGAGGCCUAAUAUUGUUAUGUUGGGUUUUAAACGUGAUUGGAUUGAUUGUGAUAGAAAAGAAGUUGUUGAAUAUUUCAAAGCAAUCCAUGCCAUUUUCGAUUAUCAUUUCUCCAUUGUUAUUGUACAUGUGCCGAAUCGUAAACAAGUUACAAAUGGUGAUGUUAAACCGGCUGUUCCUGCCAUUACCGAUAAGAAUAAGGAUAUGGCUGUAGUACAAAUGAAAGAUGAUGCUAUACCGCUAGAUAGUUUCUUCUUAGCAAAACAAAAGAAAGGAUAUAUCGAUGUUUGGUGGCUGUAUGAUGAUGGUGGCCUAACAUUAUUAUUACCAUAUAUAAUACGUAAUCAAUCACAAUGGAAAGAUUGUAAAUUACGUGUUUUUGCAUUGGUCAAUAAAAAAUCCGAACUGGAUGCUGAACAAAGAAAUAUGGCACAAUUAUUAUCAAAAUUUCGUAUCGAUUAUUCGGAUGUUAUACUUAUCACUGAUUUAUUGAAACCACCAGAAGAAUAUUCGAAACGAGAAUUCCGUAGAAUGAUUGAAAAAUAUAUUGUUGAAGAUUCCGAAGAAAGACAUGAUGCUGGACAUAAAGAUGGUAUGACAUUGACUGAAGCGGAUUUGGUUCGAUUUAGAGAUAAGACUUAUCGCCAUAUUCGUCUUCGUGAAAUUUUGCUCAAUUAUUCCAAGGAUUCUAGACUGAUUGUUAUCACAUUGCCUAUGCCUCGUAAGAAUUCAUGUCCAACUGUAUUGUAUAUGGCAUGGCUGGAAACAUUGACCAAAAACAUGCCGCCUAUGAUGUUGAUGCGUGGUAAUCAGACCGAUGUAUUGACAUUCUAUUCGUAAACGUUAUCGUAUGAUUCCAUUCAACAACAACAACAACAAAAGAAAAUUGAAUAGAUUCAGACUGACAAUAAAAAAAAAACGAACAAAACACCUACAAUUAUACAUUAGCAAUAGCAAAACAUAAAAAUCUACUUACAAACCAGCAAAAAAAAAACUUAGAAGGUGAAUGAUUCAUCCAUUCCAAUUGUUACUUUUUGCUUAAUAUUUUCGUUGACAAUCCUUUUUAUUGUUUAAAAUUCUAAUUAUCGUUA